AAACCAUACCUAUUCUCAAGUUUCUCUCUGUCUCUCAUUUUCCUUCCACCUCUGUUUCUUCAUGCUAUAGCUCUUAAAAUACUCAACAAUAACCAAACCUAAUCAAAACCCUUAUCUACACUCACUUCACACAAACCAAAGUUAGUUCGUUAACCGUUACAAACACAAAAUGGAUGGAGGCAGUGUCACAGACGAAACCACCACAACCAGCAACUCUCUUUCCGUUCCGGCGAAUCUAUCUCCGCCGCCUCUCAGCCGUGUCGGCAGCGGCGCAACCGCCGUCGUCUACCCCGACGGUUGUUGCGUCUCCGGCGAAGCCGAAUCCCGGAAACUCCCGUCCUCGAAAUACAAAGGCGUGGUGCCGCAACCGAACGGUCGUUGGGGAGCUCAGAUUUACGAGAAGCACCAGCGCGUGUGGCUCGGCACCUUCAACGAGGAAGACGAAGCCGCCAGAGCCUACGACAUCGCCGCGCAUCGCUUCCGCGGCCGCGACGCCGUCACUAACUUCAAGCCUCUCGCCGGCGCCGACGACGCCGAAGCCGAGUUCCUCAGCACGCAUUCCAAGUCCGAGAUCGUCGACAUGCUCCGCAAGCACACCUACGACAACGAGCUCCAGCAGAGCACCCGCGGCGGCAGGCGCCGCCGGGACGCCGAAACCGCGUCGAGCGGCGCGUUCGACGCGAAGGCGCGUGAGCAGCUGUUCGAGAAAACCGUUACGCCGAGCGACGUCGGGAAGCUGAACCGAUUAGUGAUACCAAAGCAGCACGCGGAGAAGCACUUUCCGUUAAGCGGAUCCGGCGGCGGAGCCUUGCCGUGCAUGGCGGCGGCUGCGGGGGCGAAGGGAAUGUUGCUGAACUUUGAGGACGUUGGAGGGAAAGUGUGGCGGUUCCGUUACUCGUAUUGGAACAGUAGCCAGAGCUACGUGCUUACCAAAGGAUGGAGCCGGUUCGUUAAGGAGAAGAAUCUUCGAGCUGGUGACGCGGUUCAGUUCUUCAAGUCGACCGGACUGGACCGGCAACUAUAUAUAGACUGCAAGGCGAGGAGUGGUAAGGUUAACAAUAAUGCUGCCGGUUUGUUUAUUCCGGUUGGACCGGUUGUUGAGCCGGUUCAGAUGGUACGGCUUUUCGGGGUCGACCUUUUGAAACUACCCGUACCCGGUUCGGAUGGUAUUGGGGUUGGCUGUGACGGGAAGAGAAAAGAGAUGGAGCUGUUUGCAUUUGAAUGUAGCAAGAAGUUAAAAGUAAUUGGAGCUUUGUAACAUUACAUAGUUUUUGAGUUUCUUUUGUUAAUUUUGUAACUGUUGAAUUCGUGAGGUAGAGAUGGUGAUGGCGUUGUUGUUGCAAGUUGCCACUCACAAAACGUGUAUAUUCUUAAUUUGACGGGAAAAAAAAAGAGAAAUUAGGGCAAGAAGAAUUGUAUAAUGCAAAGGUUUUUUUCAAAAGAAAGGAACAUGGAGUGCAACUAUUUAUUUUUGUACU
Messenger RNA from Glycine soja, 1478 nucleotides. Its product is annotated as AP2/ERF and B3 domain-containing transcription repressor RAV2-like. The record is from RefSeq and is a predicted model, not a curated record. Gene Ontology annotation, biological process: regulation of DNA-templated transcription. Gene Ontology annotation, molecular function: DNA-binding transcription factor activity; DNA binding. NCBI's taxonomy places the organism in Eukaryota, Viridiplantae, Streptophyta, Magnoliopsida, Fabales, Fabaceae. Bases 170 to 1258 code for a protein of 362 amino acids. The transcript has a single exon.